This is a messenger RNA of Cylindrotheca closterium, 453 nucleotides long. NCBI's taxonomy places the organism in Eukaryota, Bacillariophyta, Bacillariophyceae, Bacillariales, Bacillariaceae. The record is from the annotation of a GenBank genome assembly.
AUGACGAAGCUUGAAGACAACAUCGAUUGCAUCCCAGACUUUGAUGGCAGUAUUCAUUUUGAGUCGUCAAGUACGCACUCACUCAGCAGCUGCCUAAAGAAGCAAGAUACCAUUUGCGAGGAUUCGUUACAGUCUCCAGACCAUCAUGUUUCGUUCGAUAUGAUUGAAAUACUGGAAUUUCCUCUCGAAAUUGGAGAUAACCCAUCCGUUUUCGAUGGCCCACCAGUCCAAAUUGGAUGGACCCCAGAAAACAGCAAGGUCCUUCGACUUGAUAUAUAUGAGGUCUUCCGUCCAAAGCGAAGAAAUCGAUUUGAGAUGUUUAUGACAACAGAUGAGCGUACUGAAUCAUUGCUUCAUCGAGGAUAUACCGACGACGAAAUCCGCCAGGCGGCGUCGGAAAGUGCAAGGAUUCAAGAACAACGAUUCCAGAGUGCAAGGAAAAGAGGCCGAUAG